UCGAAAUCCAAACAAGAAAGACAUUGCAAAAAGAAAAAAAAAUGGAAACAAGAAAGGAGCCUCCUUUCCAAUUUAAUCAAUUUGAGCCCUUAAACCCUAAGAUUGAUGUAAACCCCAAACCCUGCCAUUAAUCCCAUCCCAAUUCUCCUCACUCGCUCCUCAAUGGCUCGCCUGCUCCGACCUUUGAGGAAAACCCUUCAUUCUAUAUCAUCAACUUCUUCUUCUUCCUCUUCCAAAACUAUGCCUUUACUGCAAUUCCUCUUAAAUCCCCAACUUUCUCUUCAAUCCCGAAGAGCAUACAUUUCUGAAAUGCGCAAAUCUGCCUUCGAUUGAAACCUUCAAAGGCUACUCCGUAAUGAGAUCCAAUACGAAUUGGAGGCCUCUCCUCCUGACCAGAUUAUGCUGCUAGUUUGUGAUUGUUUAAUUGAACAGUGAUGAUAGUGAAAGAACCUAAUUUUUUGAUCAAAAGAAACCAGGAAAACUCCUCGAGAUAGCUGAUCCCAUAAUGACAUUUGGGCUUUGUUGACAUACUAAAUUAUGAAGCCAGUUACAAAAUUUGAUUCAUUUACAAUUGAUAACCGACCUGGAGAGCAAUGGGUUAGUUUGAAAAGAAAAUUUGAGGAUGAAGACAUUAAAAUUGAAGCUACCAUGUUUGAUGGGGUUGCUACUUCUUCAAUAACUGGUGCACCUGCUGCUGCGAAAGAUGAUGUGGAGUUUUACAUUAGCACGAUUGUUAACAUUACCGAAGAGGGAAGUGGUCAUUUGGUUGAGGUCGUGUGCUCGGCUUGGCCAGAAGAAAUAGAGAUCGAUAGUGUUUCGAUUCGAAAACAAGAAAAUUUGCCUGCUAAGCCUUAUCCUGGCCCUGUAUUCAAAAUUGGCUGGUUUGGAGCUUUGAACCAAUUUAAACUUGCUAAAAUGGGGAGGCCAUUUUCAAGCAAUCCCACUACAACGAGCUCUACCAACAAAGGCGGCGGCGUUGGCGAGAAGACUGAGUCCAAUUUGACUAAGUACGACGAGUCGUAUCGGCAACUAGACAAUCUUGACUUCAUGACCGCCGCUAAGAUCCUCUUUACUGAACCUCCCAAGAAAAAGAAAUUUGGGUUAGAUUUUCACCUAGUACAACUCUUCUUUGUCUUGAUGCCUUCAUUGGCUGUAUAUUUAGUUGCUCAAUAUGCUCGUUAUGAAAUAAGAAGAAUGGAACAGGAACUUGAGCAAAAGAAGAAAAAGGAAGAUGAAAAGAAAGCAAAAGAACUUGAAUUGAAAGCUAUUGAAGAAAAAGAAGCAGGUAAUCCCGAGUUGAGGGAGGUGAAAACAAGGCUAGAUAAACUCGAGGAAUCCCUCAAAAAAAUUGUGGUCGAGUCAAUACAGCCAAGCAGCAGUGAAGGGUUGAAGAACAAUGAAAGAGAUGAUGAGAGAAAAGAUACUGCAGAAACUGAGGCAAGUAGUGGCAAGAGUACCUCCGAAUCAAGCACAUCCAUUGAUACUGAGAAAGAACCUCGCGGUGGACAUAAUCUUCAAGAACAGAAAUCAGACUCGGGGAAGGGGAAGGUAGGCGAGCCCUCGGAAGUUUCCAAUCCCAGGUAGAAUUAGACUUAACACUUUCUCAGAUGGAGGAAUAUCUCAAGGUGACCAAAGUUGAAAAGGAUGGUUUUUUGGGGUUUAAAUUCUUUACUGCUUGUAAGUUGUAACUAUCUUCUGGCAACAUGGAAGAAAUCAAUUAGUUGUGGUGUUUUUCCAAUCUUUAAGCAACUUUUGUUGCAUGACAAUUCCAAAGAAGUAGCUAAAUCAUGGUCUUGAUUAUUGUAGCAUUUUUAUAAAAUAAAAUAUAUUGAUGUAUUCUUAUCAUUGUCCUUUUUAUUUGCCUAAUUAUACUGAAAUAACAGUCAUAAAUGUUCACUUCAAACACAAAAA
This is a messenger RNA of Cannabis sativa, 1911 nucleotides long. RefSeq lists its product as uncharacterized. Gene Ontology annotation, cellular component: mitochondrial matrix. The record is from RefSeq and is a predicted model, not a curated record. Lineage: Eukaryota; Viridiplantae; Streptophyta; Magnoliopsida; Rosales; Cannabaceae. The transcript is spliced from 7 exons. The coding region runs from base 538 to 1584 and encodes 348 amino acids.